AGAAAUCUUCAACUUCCUUGUCCCCAACAAAAUACAUAACCUAACAAAUAAUAAAGUCUUACUUAUUUGCAUGUGCCCAAUAAAUGUCAAAUAGGUCAGAAUUGAGUUAGGACAAAUAAAAUAAUGGGCAAAACAUGAUAGUUGGAGUCAAAAAUGUUUUUAUUACUUUUCACCUUUGGUUUGAUAAAUAAUACAAAAAAUUCAAAUCAUGACUAAAGUUCGCUUUUCUGCGAUAUGUGCCCCUUUAAUUCCCACAUAUCUACUUUGAUUGAUAUCGGAGAACAAAGGACUUGUACUUAUCAAUCCCUGUCAUAUGACAACGCUAUGGAAAUGGAGUACAGAGUUCUGCCUAUGUGAUCAGUGUACCUAUGAGAUUGUUACAAGAUAUGGUGGUAGUGACUGUCGUUGGCUGUGUUGAAUGUGUUAUUUCUUCUACUUGCAUUGGGUGCAGAUUCUACCAUGAACCAAACCUAACCUUGCCUUACAUCGUCAUAAUCUGCACAAAGAAAGAUGGUACCUGCAGUGGUUCCUAGUAAUAUGACCAAAGCAAGAGGCAAGAAAUUGCAGCAAAAGAAGAACAAAAGUCGUGGAGCAGUGGGUCCAACAUUCUGUCAUUUAUGUGGAAUUGAGGCUGAGGAUAGCGUUGCAUUUCAAACCAUCCACUUGGAGGAACGUCGUCAUAAGUACAAUUAUCUACUUGCCUUAUUCAAGGAGAGGAGAAAAACAAAGGCUAAGGAUCGGCAUGGCGUGAAGGUUGAUGUGUUUAGUAGAGGAAAUAAAGUACCGUCAUCUGCAGAUGGCACUGUGAAGAGCAUUAUAGAUACAGAAACAUCGAAGCUCGAUUAUGAAUUUGAGGUUAUGUACACUGGAGUCAUGAAAAAUCGGUACAUUACGUUAAUACGAGUGAUGCUACUGCACCCCUACAAGGCAUUCAGAGCCGAAGAUGACCUUGACAUCUCCACUGGUGCUGAAGUUAAGAUUCGAUUACAUAAAGGUGCGUCUUAUAUGGUUAAAGUGACAUUCCAAAACUGUGGCAUUGGAACUUACGGUGUGCCUGUUUGUUUCACGUUUGAACGUGAAACAUCUUCCUCGAUGAAAGUGUUUGACAUUAUUAAAACGAUGGUUGUGAAUGUGACUUUGUCGGGUCACUCGAUUGGUAACGCAGAAUCACACAAAGAGAGUCCGUUCACUGGUGAACCGUGGCUUGGUGGGAAUGUUACUAUACCUGGGAAUUUGCGUAAUGGGAAGCGGAUCACGCGACUGCUGAAGUACUCCAUCCCAGACGAGCUGAAAAUACUUUUUGGACAGAAUCUUCUGCCUUGGGAUGGCAUAGACCUGCAUAUGACAAAGCAGUUGCUUGCGCUUUUGACAUUGUUUGAUGAUAAUCUGGGUAAAGAUAAUUAUGCAAAUUAUUUCCACUCGCUCCUCUACUUGGAUGAAUAUGAGACCUUGUACAGUCUGGAGCGAUACAACAUGUCAAAUGUUUCUCUUGAAAUUGUUAGUGACAAAUGCCUGAAGUUGGAGGUUCCAGGACUUGCUGAGCGGCGGCCAUCUGUGUUGAAGAGAGACCUGAUAUACAUCAAAGAGUUUGUAGGGAGAGAUGAAUGGGCGUGCACUCAGUAUGAAUGUCUCGUUGCUGACGUCACGGACACUUACAUCAGGAUUUGCGACUUUGAUUCAAAGUUAAUGGAGAGUCUGGAGAGCAAUCCAGACCUGCGAUUCAGCGUGAGAUUCACUUUGAACCGUUUCCCAUUUUAUGUCAUGCAUCAAGCAAUUGACCAACUGGUGGACAAGGGCAUGUUUCAUGCGGUGUUCCCUACGGACCUCAACUUUCCUGUGCUCCGUAUAAAAGGGCACAUAGAGUUCAUCAACCCGUUGAUUGAAACAAAUCCAGAACAGCAGAAAGCAGUGGAAAACAUUCUCCUUGGAACAUCCCGUCCUGCGCCAUACAUAAUCUUUGGUCCACCAGGUACUGGGAAAACCGUGACUGUUGUUGAAGCCAUUUUGCAGGUUAAGAAGAAAAUAAGAGAAUCUUACAUUCUCGUUUGUGCUCCUUCGAAUGCUGCCUGUGAUCUGUUGGCCCAGAAGCUCAUUGCUCACUGCACAACGGAGGAACUUCUUCGCCUGCACUCAUCCUCUCGAGAUUGGACUGCUGUUCCAGAAGACCUUCACCCAUACAGCAAUCGUAGUGAAGGCACGUACUCCUUUCCGGACGAAAAGCAGAUACAGAGUUACCGGAUUAUAGUGUGCACCUUGAUCAACUCAGAAAAGUUACAGCAUAAGGUAAACGGUGCCGACUUCACGCACGUAUUCAUUGACGAGUGUGGUCAGGCAUUGGAGCCUGGAGCCUUGGUUCCUUUGGCAGGAAUCCUUGGCAAAGCUUCCAGAGAUCAAGCAGGUGGUCAGGUAAUUCUUGCUGGAGAUCCGUUGCAACUGGGGCCGGUGUGCCACUCCAAGAAAGCAGAGGGGUUUGGUCUCGGAUUAUCGCUGCUGGAGCGUUUGAUGAUGAAAUGCGAGCUGUACAUGAAAAACACUGAGGAGGGAAGUUAUAAUAACAGGUUCAUCACCAAAUUACGCCGUAACUUCCGAUCUCACGAACUCAUCCUUGAGUUACCAAACACUUUGUUUUAUGAUGGAGAAUUGAUACCGGCAUGUGGCGUAGAUGUGACCAAUGACAGGGUCAAGAAUUUGGAAAAUGAUCCACGUUUUAACCUUGCUGUCGUUUUUCAUGGAGUGUUGGGUCACGAGAAGAAAGAAGGCAGGUCUCCCAGUUUCUUCAACGAGUAUGAGCUGGAUGCUGUGGUUUGUUAUGUUGGCAAACUCCUGGAAGGUGGACCAUCACGUGAACCAGUAGAGCAGAAAGAUAUAGGAAUCAUAGCACCUUAUAUCAGACAGGUGUACAAACUGAAGUACAGGCUGAAGCAGAAAGGCUGGGAGAACGUCGAGGUUGGCACCACAGAAAUAUUUCAAGGCCGUGAAAAGCGCGUGAUCCUCAUCUCCACCGUUCGAAGCAAUCGGAACUUACUCGCCCACGACAGCAAAUUUGGAUUGGGCUUUGUAGCGAAUGCUAAGAGAUUCAACGUGGCAGUCACGAGAGCCUGUUCGCUUCUGAUAAUCGUGGGCAACCCGCAUCUCCUGGAGAACGAUGCAAACUGGCGGAACCUUAUCUACUUGACGCAGAAACUCAAGUCGUACAGAGGGUGCAAGUACAGCCCUCGCCGUGAUGACGCAUGGAUGGAACAAGUAAUAAAUAGAUUUGAAAAGUUAAGUGCAGACUGAUGAUUACAUCGGCUGAUGUUCCAUCAUUUGUCUGGUAUAUAAAUGAUUAUGGAAUGUAUUUUUGACGGAUUUAUUCUGUAUAUGCAAGUGACGCUGUACGUGUGGUGUGUACUGCAGUUACAACUUGCACGUGAUUUUAUUGUACUUCAAAAUGGAUGGUAUUUUAAUAUGUUUAUUUUUUAUUAAAACAGAAUAUAGUUGUUAAGUCCCUUAUGUAAUAAUCCUUGUCGUUAUUGUGUUAGGUUGACUUGACUUUGUCGGAAAAAUGUUGAUCUUUGUAGACAUCUGGGUUGAGCUUCAAAUUGUGUAUUUCAUGUACUGUGGUACAAAAAUGAAAUCAGAACCAGAUCCACCUCCAUGUAACACUCUCCCAACAUCCCCCUUGACUUUUGAGUUAAGGUUCCCCUGAUUUCAAGGCUCCUGCCCCAGAUUUGAAAUUUAUUUUUAACUGUCAUAAUAUUAUGCUGAGACUUGGCAACACUGAUCUUAAAAAAACAGGAGAAGUACAGUACGCGACUGUAACCUUGAGACUUGCGAGGAAUGCAGGAAGUCCGAAGCGUCUAAGGCUGACGCUAUCUUUCCUCCUUCACCCCACUUCCUCACCCCGCAAGUCUCAGGAUUACAGUCUUAUACUGUAGAUGAUUUGUUAAGAUCGAGACGCGGUGUGUUUUAGUAAACGCGUAGAUUAAAACCAUGAAAUUUGUGUUGACAGGUGGUCAACCUAACAGUAAUUUAUAAGAUGUUUGUUUAUAUCAAUAUGUUUGCUGCAAGUGAAAUCACUGUGAUGUUACCACUAUAAAUAUAUAUUUAAAUAAAUUCCAUCCAAAUGAUGUCAGGUACAAUAAAUGUUUUAUAUGAAUAUUGUUUUAAUAUACUGAAGUGUUUUUUCUUAAACUAUAUUAUUAAAUAUUGUAAGUCUGUUUUUUUUCACAAAUAUUAUGUUUAUAAAUCAUCAAUUUUUAUCUCUUUCAUUCAGCCACCAUGUUGUUAUUUCACAUGCAAAGUGUAAUCCUACAUCAUUGUAUUGUUCUGUUGUAAUUGACGCUAGUGUCAAUCACAAGUUUGUCUGUCAUUAUCAGUUGUAGGAAAUUAAAAGGUAUUAUUUUUUGGUUGGCGGCAUCGGUGUUAUGUCUAUACCAAGUUUAAUCCAAAUCUGUCCAUCUGCUUCAAGAUGAAUCAUGCAGACAAGUGGACUGUCAAACUGAUAUGGACAGUGAUGUACGUGUUCACUUUGUGAAUAUUUAACGAACUAGUAUUUAAGUAAUAUUAUGACAAACACCCAACAAAAAAAGUUCUAUGUACAUAUAUUUUGCAAA
Molecule: messenger RNA, 4595 nt
Organism: Zootermopsis nevadensis
Lineage: Eukaryota; Metazoa; Arthropoda; Insecta; Blattodea; Termopsidae
Product: putative RNA helicase mov-10-B.1
Molecular function (GO): 5'-3' RNA helicase activity; RNA binding; ATP hydrolysis activity
Source: RefSeq, a predicted model, not a curated record